Messenger RNA from Talaromyces marneffei, 1632 nucleotides. RefSeq lists its product as uncharacterized. Gene Ontology annotation, molecular function: histone binding; protein heterodimerization activity. The record is from RefSeq and is a predicted model, not a curated record. Gene Ontology annotation, cellular component: nucleus. The transcript has a single exon. NCBI's taxonomy places the organism in Eukaryota, Fungi, Ascomycota, Eurotiomycetes, Eurotiales, Trichocomaceae. The coding region runs from base 1 to 1632 and encodes 543 amino acids.
AUGGAACCACCGCGCAAACGGCAGCGUCUUUCUCCAGAAUCCCCAAACGACAAUGACCUACAGAUUGCGCGAGCGCGAAACGACCAGAAACUCAAAUCGCUAUUCGAAGGCAUUUUCGAAAAAUACGGCAAGGACUUUAGUGAUAUAGGCGAUGAGAUUGAUCUAAGUACAGGCGAGAUUGUGAUCAACAAAGGACAUGUGCAACGCAUGGAACAUGAAGACGAUACUGGAGAGUUGACGGGAGUCGAUUCGGAAGAGGAGGGGGCAGCGUUGCACGAUAGACAGGAUGGUACCGAAGUCUGGGACACAUCCUUUCAAAAAGCAAGAAAGGCUCUUCUCGCUUCGGGAACUAAAGAUGUUGGGGCUGUGAUCGAGGGUUCGCCUGUUGCUGCACCUGCAAGCAGACCGACCGAUCCGAGAUGGCAAGCUCCAGAAAUAGACGCUAGGUUCUGGACGCCGCCAAAGAAGGAAUUACCGAAAGAAGUACAUCAGACUCCUCGGACAGAGCGUCCCAAGUCCCCUCUAUCCGCCGCAUCGGUCUGGGCUGCCCGCACACCAGGCCGUCCACGAGGUUCCACAUCAAAGAAACAAAAUGUAUCGGCCAGCAAGAAAACUCCGACAUCGCGCGCAAACUCAAAACGUAAAAGUCCAUUGAAGCUUGACUGGAGUUUUGCGCAAGUACAGGACGAUAACAGUGACUCGGAUGAUCCGCUUCAAGAUGACUCGCUGCCUUCAAGCAUUCGCUCAAAUAAAGUCCGUGGGCGCAAGAGUAUUUCUGUUACCCCCAAAGCGUUGAAUGUUAUUUCCAAUAACGUGCUUGAUGCCACUCCAAAACGCCAGGAUAAAGCCUAUAAGAAAUCAGGACAUGUCGAAAAACUAGCGCCAGUACCUGACACGCCUGAAGUGCUUUCCUCUAGUCCAGUCAUAACAAACGACACCCCAACACACAGACGGUAUCCAGUAAACUUCGACUCGCCCUCGAUUAUCAAGCUGGAUGAGAUCAUUCUCACACCGGACGAGGUCAAAGUGAUUGUCAAACACAAAUGCGAAUCUGCUACCGGUCUCUGCAUGGAAGAUAUAGUAGAACAGCUUCCUGGGCGGACAUUGGAUGACCUGCUGAAUUGGGCGGACCACCAUUCACUUUUGUUUCUGUCAACUGGAUCCGUGUCAACUGCCGGUUGGUCGACAGAGGAUCUCGAGAAGCUUGAUGAAUUUGCAGAUGAAUCGGGGAUGUGGUGGCGAGAUAUUCAGAUAUCAUUUCCUCAUCGAUCAAGGAAAGAGAUUGAGAAUCAAAUGAUACGAAUAUGGACUGAGAGGAUAUCAGAAGAACAGCAGAAGAAAGCUGAGGCUGAAAGGAUUAAAUUGGCGCGAAUAAAGCGAAAACAUUCACAAAUGCCGUACUCGGACGAUAAUGACCCUGCCUUGAGAACAGGCGAUGUUAUGACGAAUGAUGACUUGGAGGACCUUUUGGAAGAGGAGCUGGACAACGACUGGUUGGGUAUCUCGGCUAUCGACGUGAGACCACGUGAGGCUGAUCUCUUUGAUAGUUCGCCUCGCAAGUCUCCAAAGAAGUUGUCGCCGAUGAAAAGCUCACCGAGGAAGAGCUCAGUAUCUCCGCGCAAGUAUUAUUGA